Molecule: messenger RNA, 1522 nt
Organism: Cuscuta europaea
Lineage: Eukaryota; Viridiplantae; Streptophyta; Magnoliopsida; Solanales; Convolvulaceae
Source: the annotation of a GenBank genome assembly
AAAUAAGACCUUAUUUGAAGCAAAGAGACUAAGUUACCCUUCCCCAAUCAAUUUCCCGCAGCCCAACCCUUCGUCUAUACCCUCUCAAUUCCAUAAUUGCAGAGAAGAAGUUUCUCUGCUACACCACCACAUGUUGCUCCGCCAUCACCCAUCGUCACCCGCCGCUCCACCCUCACACUCCAUCGUUGUUGCAGGAAAGUUCAAAUCCCCCGCUCGAAGUUCACCACUGUUGAUCGACUGUUUCAGAUUCGCUCGAAGUUUACACUCCAUCAUCGUUCCAGAAAUUUUUGCUCCGGUGACAAAGAUUGAAAUUGACGGUGAUCUAUUUCGGGAUGAAGCUUUGCGCCUCCGCAAAUUUUGCAUGAAGUCAAAGUAGAUUUGAUCAUCUCAUCUCCUAUCACAUGAUUGAGAGGGGGGUGACCGGAUGGGGAUAGAUGAGGGGCUACCGGCUACGACUAGCGAGUUGGGGAGGGGCCUGGGGCCUGGGGCUAGUGCGGUCACCCGGACUAGGUCCGUGCAGUUGUACAUGGGUUUGGAAGGGGGCUGGGCUAGGGAUCGAGCGGGUUGCUUCUGGGGAGCGGAUGGAUCUGGGUUGGGGUUGGGGAGGGGUAGGGGCUUGUGCGGGGCUGGUGCAGCGAUGGAGGUUGGCCGCCGGAUAUUUGCUGGUCGGCUGUGGUGGCCAAAGAUGGUGGCCGUUGCCGGCGACAUGAGAUGGUGGUCGACAGCGAUGGUCGGUGGUGGAGAGUGGUUGUGGCCGGCGGCGAAAGGUCUGGUGGUGAUUAUAGUGACACCGUCACACCGACGAUGGUUACAAUGACACAUCGACGGUGGCUACAGUGAUACCGACGGUGAUUACAGUGACACGGAUCGUGACUACAGUGACACGGACGGUGGCUACAGUGACACAGACGGUGGCUACAGUGACAUGAGCGGUGGCUACAGUGACACGAGUAAUUGGCGAACGGGUAACUGUAACUGGCGAGUCAUAUAACUGUAAUUGGCGAAUCGGGUAAUUGUAGCAUGUGAGUCGGGUAAGUGAGUAAUAGUAACUGGUGAAUCACGUAAUUGUAACUGGCAAGUCAUGUAACUGGUGAAUCGGUUAAUUGUAACCGGCAAGAUCAUGUAACUCUAAUUGGCGGCAUGUCACCGAAUAAAUAUAAUUGGAGGGAAGGAUAUAAAGUUCAAUUUUUUGUGGCAUGCCUAAACAUGUGCACUGGAAAAGUGGAAACGAAGAACAAGAGUGAAACAUGAUUACCUCGGCAUAUGAAUUAGUUCAUUGCAUAUGGAGUAUUAAUUUAUUAAGGAGGAACAUAUUUGAUAAUUCCAUUCCAAAGUUACUAAUAGAUCAUACGGAUGGUUUCAUUUUUGGAAAUUAUUGAAAGAGGUCAUAUAUUUGUCCAAACGCUUUUAAUUAGUAAUAUUCAUGACCUAACCCCUUGAAAAAUAAUUACAUAUUCAAAAAAAUUAAAUAUACAGAAUUUUGAAUGUAAUUUUUCUUAAAGUACUUAAAAUUUUAAUUAUU